Molecule: messenger RNA, 1263 nt
Organism: Purpureocillium lilacinum
Lineage: Eukaryota; Fungi; Ascomycota; Sordariomycetes; Hypocreales; Ophiocordycipitaceae
Product: nitrogen permease regulator 2
Biological process (GO): negative regulation of TORC1 signaling; positive regulation of autophagy
Cellular component (GO): GATOR1 complex; vacuolar membrane
Molecular function (GO): GTPase activator activity
Source: RefSeq, a predicted model, not a curated record
AUGAUUCAGGGCAUCUUUUACGCGCGCUUUUUCCCGCAAGAGGGCCCCAAGAUCGUCGCCCAGUCGCCCCCGGGAUGCAUCACGGCCUCGGACGCCUCUGCGCGCCCGCCGCUCAUCGACUUCGACGUCCUGCAAGAGUACAUCAUCCCCCGGCAGGCCUUUUGCAACCGCUUCGUCACCAUCAAUACCCCCGACGGCAAGUACACCAUCCUCGGGCAGCCCGUCGUCAUCCCCCACGCGAAGUACCAGCGCAACGAGUUCAUCUUCAACUUUGGCCUGCUCAUCGAGGCCGACGCCGACCACACCCCCUUUGAGCAUGUCGUGCGAUGCCUCGCCGUCACCUUUUCCGAGAUGGAGAAGCAGAACGAGUACCUGAGCCGCGGCGAGGGCAAGGCGCUCCACCACCAUCGGCCCAACGACGAUGACGAGGCGAGGCGACCUAUUGAGAGCCUGCUCGAGAUUGUCAAGGAGGACCUCAACAACUAUGGCGAGUGCAUGAUUCCAGUCGACGAAGCCAACACCAUCAACAUGAAGCUCUUCCCUCACCACCCCAACCCCCCCGUCGUCCAAGGCUGGCACGUCCCCGUCGCCAAGACAAAGUUCUCCGAAAUCGUCGACCCGACCUGGGACCUGACGCUGCAAAAGGUCGUCACCAAGAUCGACGGCGUGUCCGACGUCCGGCGCAUCGCCCACGACGCCGGCGUCUCCCUCGACCUCGCCAAGACGGCCCUCCGCCACCUCCUCUUCUACGACACCAUCCUCCUCCUCGACAUGUUCUUCUUCGCCUCGUGCUACGCGCCCCGCCCCGGCAUCCACGACUUCAUCCACAACGUCGACGGCAUGGUCGACGAGUGCGCCGGCUACGUCUCGCACGGCCGCGUCCGCGUCGCAAAUUACCACCUCAUCAAGCUCAUGACGACGCUCUCCCCGGGCAAGAGCAUUCGCGAGUGGAUCCACGCCCACCAGGAAAACGGCUUUGAUGUGCUGACGUACGUCGACGUGCGCCGCUUCGUUCAGUUUGGUGUCAUAAAGGGAUGCCUCUACCGCGUCCACAAGUACAUCAUGUCCAAGCAGUACCUCGCCGCGCUCGUCACCGGCCACAGCAGGCCCGUGCCCGGAGGCGACUCCCUGCAAAAGUACACAGAUGGGAACCAUCACUUUGACCAAAUCAUGACGGAGAGGAACCUGACCGACGGGGAGAUUAUGGACAAGCUCAAGGUUCUGCCGGUGCCCAAGGGUGAUCUCACCGUAUUCUACAGAUGA